Molecule: messenger RNA, 651 nt
Organism: Cylicostephanus goldi
Lineage: Eukaryota; Metazoa; Nematoda; Chromadorea; Rhabditida; Strongylidae
Source: the annotation of a GenBank genome assembly
AUGUUCAGCAAGGAAGCCGAAGGUCCUCCGCCAAAGACUGACGCUAUCGCACGCAGGAUCAAGAAACUACUGCUGGAAGCUGGUCUACGAAGCAGAAGGCUCACUCCGCACUCGUUCCGCGGUGGAGCAGCCACAAAGUUAAAGCGCGAGGGGAUCGUUGAAACGGAAGAGCGCAAAGGCAAAGUCAAAAUUGAGCGAUUCACCACCGAAUGUGAAUGUGGGAGAGUUUCCUUCAGGACUGGGCUUCCGGCCGGGAAUAUUCUUCGGCGUUCGUAUAGCGAAAUAAAAACUGAGGGUACCCAUUUUCGACUCACACAUCGUGGUUGCAAUGGUCAAACCCUCAAAUGUCGCUGUAUUAAGUGUCACACCGUUUGUGGAGGAACUUGUUCUGUUUGCGACGGAACGCUUUUACACAUGACUUGGUUCUGCCGAAAAUGUCACCAUGCUGCUCAUCCGCAUCAUAUGCUCGAAUGGUUUACGACGCAACGAGUGUGCCCUGUUGCCAAUUGUAUGUGCGAAUGCGGUACCAAUGUUGUACAGACACCGCAAGAGAAGAAGAUCACAGUUGCAAGGAACAAAACUCUCGAAGCAAUUCGAGAAGUGGGUGUCACAAAGUUUGAUAGCUUUUUUCUUGAUUUUAAAAGAUUUUGA